Messenger RNA from Gilbertella persicaria, 1218 nucleotides. RefSeq names its product asparagine synthase-domain-containing protein. Gene Ontology annotation, molecular function: asparagine synthase (glutamine-hydrolyzing) activity. The record is from RefSeq and is a predicted model, not a curated record. Lineage: Eukaryota; Fungi; Mucoromycota; Mucoromycetes; Mucorales; Choanephoraceae. The annotation marks the transcript as partial. The transcript is spliced from 5 exons.
CCUGAUGCACAAAACUUGGUACAAGUGCAAAGCAAUUAUCUAUUACAAUUUUACUCGACCGUAUUACAUUUAAGAGGACCUAGUGUUGUUCCUCAGCCUCUUCAGGAUACAGAUCAUAACAUACUCUGUUGGAAUGGAGAGAUAUUUGAUGGAAUUCAGAUUGCAUCUGGACAGAAUGAUACACAAGUCUUGAUGGAUCAAUUACAAGCAACCACGACAGAACAAGCCAUCUUGAAUGUCAUGCAGACAAUAGAAGGCCCAUAUGCAUUCGUGUAUUAUAGAGCAUCGACCAACAAAGUCUAUUUUAGUCGAGACUGUUUAGGACGUCGAUCCCUUUUAUGGCAUCAGUCAGACCACAGCUUGUUGUUAAGUUCAGUAGGCAGAUCAAGUGAUUGGAAGGAAGUGCCUGCCAAUGGCAUCUAUAGCGUAGAUCUCACUCAGUCAAUGACACCUCAACUAAUUCCUUGGACCUAUGAACCAAGUCCAUUGAUGUAUCCUUUUCCUAGACUCAAUACAGAGAUGCCAUCCCUUGACGAUGUCGUCGAUCCCAAUACAGUGCCAUAUAUUGAUCCAUCAAUGCAAGAGGCCAUCACAACAUUGACUCGUAUACUCAGCCAUUCCGUUCAACAGAGAGUAGCAGAUAUACCUCAUUUAGAUGUCAAGGGACAACAAGCCCGUGUAGCUAUUUUAUUCUCGGGUGGAUUGGACUGCAUCUGUUUAGCUGCAUUAGCCCAUCGACACUUGCCACCUUCAGAAUCCAUCGAUUUACUGAAUGUGGCAUUUGAAAACCCCCGUGCACAAAAGAACAAGCUUCAUCCCAUGUACGAUACACCUGAUAGAAUAACGGGUAGAGCAGGUCUAGAAGAACUCAGGCAGAUAGCACCUGAGCGUACAUGGCAUUUUGUUGAGAUCAAUGUACCUUAUACUGAAGCUAUGGCCUAUCGACAACGUAUUAUUGAUCGCAUGUUCCCAUUAGACACUGUGAUGGACUUGAGUAUUGCCAUGGCAUUUUGGUUUGCUUCUCGAGGAAAAGGUGUUGUGGAUACAAUGCCAUACCAAAGUCAUGCCCGUGUAUUGAUCUCUGGCUUGGGUGCUGAUGAACAAUUAGGAGGCUAUUCUCGACACCGAGAAGCAUUUCGACAUGGUCAAUGGGAACGAUUGAUACAAGAAGUACACAGUCUAUCAAUAACAACACAAUUCACUAACAAGACACGAUAG